Messenger RNA from Tripterygium wilfordii, 1329 nucleotides. RefSeq names its product subtilisin-like protease. The transcript has 2 exons. The record is from RefSeq and is a predicted model, not a curated record. The coding region runs from base 1 to 1329 and encodes 442 amino acids. Gene Ontology annotation, biological process: proteolysis. Lineage: Eukaryota; Viridiplantae; Streptophyta; Magnoliopsida; Celastrales; Celastraceae. Gene Ontology annotation, molecular function: serine-type endopeptidase activity.
AUGGGUGGAAAUGAUCUAAAAACACCAGAAUUUUCUAUUUCUUCUACAAGCAUGGAGAACAAGAGACGCAAACUUUUGCCAACCAUGUUGCUUAUCCAUCUUGUUAGUCUCAAUCACAAGUUCAGCCUCUCUCAAGUAAUCAAAGAGGGAAAAGUAUGCAUAUCUAAUAGCAGGGAUGUCUUUUCAAAUUAUGAGGGCAGGUUGAAAACUUACAUUGUCAAGGUAAGGAAACCAGAAGGUGUAGCAUCAGUGCAAUCCGCAGAUUUAGAUAGCUGGUGCAACUCAUUUUUGACGGUCACCACCUCCAUCUUACAUAAGCAACAACGGAUGGUAUAUUCCUAUCGACAUGUUACCACCGGUUUUGCUGCAAAACUUACAGCAGAUGAAGUGAAAGAUAUGGAAAAGGACAGCUUUGUAAGCUACAGAGCAACCGUGUUUCUUGGCAAUGGGGAGGAAUAUGAUGGAGAAUCCUUUUACCAGCCUAAACAUUUCUCAUCAACAUUACUGCCCCUGGUUUACCCUGGAUCAAAUAGUGAUCAUGAGAAAUCAAAAUUUUGCGAUCCAGGAUCAUUGGCAGAUGUUGAUGUCAAAGGAAAGGUAGUGUUGUGUGAGAAUGGUGGGAAAAUAAAUAGAACUGAAAAAGGCAAAGUAGUAAAGGAUGGUGGUGGUGCUGCGAUGAUUCUCACGAGCGAUGAUAAACUUGAUAACAGUAUAAAAGCCGAUUUUCAUGCACUUCCCGCAUCACACUUCAGGUAUGAAUCAGGGUUGAGAAUUAAAGACUACACAGCGUCAACAUCACCAAUGGCUAAAAUUGUGUUCAAGGGAACUGUUUUCGGCCUUCCGAAUGCUUCCAUGGUUGCUGAAUUUUCAUCGAGAGGCCCCAACUCGAUAAGUCCUGGGAUCCUAAAGCCUGACAUUAUAGGCCCCAGUGUAAAUAUUCUUGCGGCAUGGCCUACUGCUGUCAAAACCGACAGCGAAAACAGAGAACCAUCAUUUGAGAUGAUUUCAGGAACAUCAAUGGCUUGUCCUCAUCUUAGCGGCAUUGCUGCUUUGCUCAAAAGCUCUCACCCUCACUGGUCAUAUCUUCAGAAGAUCUUUUAUAUCCCCUGCCACCAAUUAGAUAAAUCAGUAGGGAAGAAAAGAAAGAGUAAUUACACUUUUCUUUUUUGCUUUCUUCUAGUCUCUCCGGUCAUAAAGAAAGAUUACCGGCAUAACGUGUGGUUGCUGUUCAUUUUCCAGCAUUUGCAGCCUCCUCCUGUCGCUUCAUUGGUUUCUCCUACCCAGCUUGUUCCACCACCAUUGGGAAAGGAAGAGUUUGAAACUAACUGA